This is a messenger RNA of Camellia sinensis, 1824 nucleotides long. Its product is annotated as envelope glycoprotein B. The record is from RefSeq and is a predicted model, not a curated record. Gene Ontology annotation, cellular component: plasma membrane; plasmodesma. NCBI's taxonomy places the organism in Eukaryota, Viridiplantae, Streptophyta, Magnoliopsida, Ericales, Theaceae.
ACUGCCAAGUUCUCGCACAAAGUCCACAAACAAGAAAGACAAACCCAAGAAAGCCCACAAUGAUUUUCUCCAUCAAAUCUCUCUCCUCUCUUCUUCUGCCAAUCUUCCUUGUCCUGUCUUCCACCACCUAUUCAUUCUCUCAUGGAGCUUCUCAGAAUCUUUACCUUCAAACCCUUCACAUUCCAGGGACAAGCAAUGAGAGUGAAUAUGGUGUGGUUUCAUGGGGGAUGAAAAGGUCUGUUCUUGAGGGAAACAAUGGUGAAGCUGCACAGAAGUCAUCUCUGAUAUUGGCCGCUGAGAGAACACACAGGAAAGACCCACUUGACAAUUUAAAGUAUUACACGGGUGGAUGGAACAUUAGUGAUAAACACUACUUCUUUUCUGUGGCUUUUACCGGUGUUCCCCUGUUUCUCACCGCUGCAAUCUGGUUUGUUGGAUUCGGCCUGUCUUCACUGCUCCUCUGUCUCUGUUGUUGCUGCUGCCAACGACGACAAUAUGGCUAUUCUCGAACAGCUUAUGCACUUUCUCUCAUCUUCCUAUCAUUGUUCACCAUUGCUGCAGUUGUUGGAUGCGUUGUUCUGUACACUGGACAAGGGAAGUUCCACAAUAGUACAUCGGAUACGUUGGACUAUGUCGUGAGGCAAUCCAACCUGACUGUCCAGAACCUUAGGAAUGUAUCAGAUUAUCUUGCUGCAGCGAAGCACGUUGGAGUUUAUCAAGUGUUUUUGCCUCGCAAUGUCCAGAACAGUAUUGAGAAGGUUGAAGCGCGGAUUAAUGCUUCUGCUACAACUCUUGAACACGUGACAAUGAAGAAUAGGAACAAUAUAGACAAUGUUUUGAACUCUGUGAGGAUUGCGCUUAUUGUAAUUGCUGCUGUGAUGCUUGUCGUGGCUUUGCUUGGUUUUUUAUUCUCAGUUAUUGGCUUGCAGUUUCUUGUAUACUUCUUGGUGAUGAUAGGGUGGAUUCUCAUAGCAUGCACAUUUGUCUUGUGUGGCGUAUUUCUUGUGCUUCAUAAUAUUGUUGGAGAUACUUGUACUGCAAUGGAUGAGUGGGCCCAAAAUCCCACUGCUCAUACAGCUUUAGACGAUAUUCUUCCAUGUGUGGAUAGUACAACUGCACAACAAACCUUGUCUCAAAGCAAAGAAGUUAACUUCCAAUUAGUCGGAAUAGUUAAUGGUAUCAUCACCAAUGUGUCGAACAUCAAUGCACCGUCGCCUGGUGCUGCUCAUCCUCUCUAUUACAAUCAAUCUGGACCCCUGGUGCCUGUCCUCUGCAACCCAUUUAACUCUGACAAGUCUGCUCGGAUUUGUGCAGCUGGUGAAGUGGAUUUCAACAAUGCAACACAGGUUUGGAAGAACUACGUGUGCCAAGUUUCAGCUAGUAACAUUUGCAACACUACAGGCCGAUUGACUCCCCAAAUGUACGAGCAGAUGGAAAGCGUUGUCAAUGUGAACUAUGGCCUCUAUCAUUACAGUCCAUUCCUCAUCGGAUUACUUGAUUGCAGUUUUGUUCGCGAUACAUUUUCCAGCAUAAGUGUCCAUCAGUGUCCAGAUUUGAGUCGAUACAGCAAGUGGAUCUACAUCGGCUUUGCCAUUGUCUCAGCUGCAGUGAUGCUCUCUUUGAUUUUCUGGGUAGUUUAUGCAAGAGAGAGACAACACCGGAAAUACACCAAACUGAGCAAAGCUGCUUCUGAUGGAGACUCUUUUGGACAGAAAAGGCCAUAAUGAAUGAAUUUUUUUGUUGUUUGAUAAAGUUGGGUCUCAAAAUUAUGCACAUUUUGAAUAUUUUUUGCAAUUUAUAGAGAUGCUUCUUUGAGAUUGAUCA